AUGGAAACAAAAACAUUCAGAACACUUUUGAAUAGUCUUAAGGUACGCUUUCAUUUGUUUUUGUAAGACUUUAGGUUGAGAAGUUCGUAAAGGAAAGAACCAUUUCCGAAGAGACGGACGGCCGAGCAAGGAAAGUAAACUACUAUUAUGUUAACUAUAAAGCCAUACUAAAUGUAACUAAGUACAAGAUAGAUCAUAUGAGACAGAAGUUAGAGCAUAGGGAGCAGACCCACGUCCAGAGGGCUUCCUACAUGUGCGCGACAUGUCAUAGAGCUUACGAUGCACUUGAUGUCCAGAGAAUUAUGAAUAUGGAGACCGGAGAAUUGAUGUAAAGAUUCAUUACGUUGUACAACGACUUUUUUACAGAUGUUGGCAAUGUAACGGGCAAGUUGUAGCCGAUGAAACUGCCGGGCCUUCUGAAGAAACCAGGUCGUCGCUAGCCAAGUUUAAUGAGGAGAUGGCCGGUAUAUUUUCGAUGCUUCAGCAAUUAGACGGUAUUAGAUUUGCUCGGCAUAUCAUAGACCCCCCAAUAACGGUUAUAAAAGACGAGCCCAGAGACGACAGGAACCCGAAUGCCUUACAGGUACGAAAGAAUUUUAAAUUGAAGUUUACAAUCCGAUUUUUAGGUUGGUGCUCGAAUGUUUUCCAAUGCCGAGAAGACGAGGUCAGACCUCUAUUCGAAUGGAAUUAUGGUGUCUAUAGGGGAACGUCAAGAAGUCCAAGUUGAAAGCAAAGAAAAGGUGCCUUGGCUACAGCAUAAUACUCAUGAAGAAGUUGCUGGAAAUGGAAUGGAAGGUAUGGUUUUUAUCGUUAUAUUGAUAAUGUUUUACAUUAUUGUUGUUAAGUUAAUGUAUUUUUUUUUCAAUUUGACGUCAAAUUGGCGUGAUUUUGGUCAAAUUGAAAACCUGAAAGACGAACCUUACAAACUCAUAUUCCGUAUGCGAUAUGGUGAAUUAUGUUAAUUCUAGUUGCCGUUAGUUGUUUACGGAAUCAGUCGUUUUGACAAGAAGGAAGGAAUUAUUUGGUUCCCAAAAUUUAAAAAAAACCUGCAGUUUUUAGAUAAAAAUCUGCCAAAUUUCGUCAAAAAGUUAAAUUUGACAAUCAAAACUACAAGGUCAAUUUUACUAGACGAAGGUGACGUCAAUUUAACAAUGUGACAGCAUAACAACCCUAUUUUCAUGAUAAUUUUUAAAAAAAUUUCAGAAUCUUCAUCGGCAUUGAAUGGGUUAUCACUGAAAGAAGAGGCCGGGGAAGCUGAACCAUCAUUGUUAGCACCAUUAUUAGGAGAUGCGGCUACAGCGGAUAUCGGAGCUCUAAUACAUGAGGCAGAGAGUAUAAAAGAGCCUCAUUCAGAGUCUCAUAGUCCCACUAGGAGUAUAAACAACACAAGUAAGUUUGUUCAAUUUCUGUUAGUUUACUGGUAUUUAUUGUUUUUUUCAGAUUCGAUAGAUGAGUUUAGCCAAGUAACAGAAGAAACGCCACACAAAAACGGGUCAUCAAACGGCAUAAACCAUGAUCAAGAUCUUUACGUCACAGUUCAAGGACGUCAAAUCCGAUUUGAGGAUUUGAAUCAAGAGCUGGUGGACUCGAUGAGUAACAAAGAACGCCAAGAAUACAUAGAUCUGGUUGCGAAUUCUGUUUUCUUUUAA
Molecule: messenger RNA, 1649 nt
Organism: Bursaphelenchus xylophilus (pine wood nematode)
Lineage: Eukaryota; Metazoa; Nematoda; Chromadorea; Rhabditida; Aphelenchoididae
Source: the annotation of a GenBank genome assembly